This is a messenger RNA of Carassius carassius (crucian carp), 3087 nucleotides long. RefSeq names its product homeobox protein Hox-B1b-like. The transcript is spliced from 2 exons. NCBI's taxonomy places the organism in Eukaryota, Metazoa, Chordata, Actinopteri, Cypriniformes, Cyprinidae. Gene Ontology annotation, biological process: regulation of transcription by RNA polymerase II. Bases 1288 to 2217 code for a protein of 309 amino acids. Gene Ontology annotation, molecular function: RNA polymerase II cis-regulatory region sequence-specific DNA binding; DNA-binding transcription factor activity, RNA polymerase II-specific. Gene Ontology annotation, cellular component: nucleus. The record is from RefSeq and is a predicted model, not a curated record.
AAUGAGACAAAAGACUGUUGGCUGAAAAUAAUUUCUCUCUUAGCUGGACCAUCUCUGAUCAACAACCCACCACCACCGUCCUGAGUGAAGCUUCAAUAGAUGUAUUUAUCUAUGGUGCCUCAGGUGAAACGCAUGACAAGAGAAGCAGGCUAUAUCUGGGUAUGUCAAUCCAGUUGGCUAUACAUUAAUGGCAUUCUCUGUCUCUUUACAUAAAACUAUUCUGUUCCCAGAGCGUAGCCAAUAAUAAAGUACCCCUUUUUAAAUGAAUAAAUGCCACUUUUAUGUAAUAUUUCCAAAACGAAUGUUUAAUGGUAAAUAAGCAUUAUAGUAAUGUAGCUACUUGAUUGAUUUAAUAACGUUACUUUUAAUAAAUCAGUCAAAUUAUUGUGUGAACAUAGUCCCAUGAAUUGGACAUUUUGCGUGUUGUAGCGCAUUUAUUUAGCUAUUGCUCCUCGCGAUGUUAAUUUGAAAUGAUCGAAUCAGUUUAUCUCUGACAACUUACAAUUCUUAUUAAUCAUUUUCUGUAGGUUAUCGAAUGGAGUAGCCUGUGUCACCUGUAUUAAAAAAAUAUAUGGUUUUAGAUUGAUCUAAAAAGUCGAAUUAGGCUAGGGAUCAAAACACGUUUUCUAAACUCCCUCUGUGUAGGAGCAAAAUAUUUUAGCGUCCAACAAACUUAGCCUAUUUUAAUGCAAUAUUAUAUCUAAGCACUACCCUAUCUUAAAAAGCAGGGUGGCCCACUAUAUCUCGAGAGAGAGAUAAGCUAUCACCAGUCUCAGUAGGCCAUUGAUGUAUGGGGGUUCUUUAAUUCAAGUUAAAUUAGGAACUUAGAUUUGGUAAAAUAGCACAAUAAACUCUCUAUUAAAAAAAUACGUAAAAAACCGACCAGUCUAUUUUAAGUUAAUGGUGAAAGUUAUUGUGUAUGAUGAAUUUUUAGGGCCUGUUUAUUUAUAGCUUACAACUCCAGUUGUCCUUUGCUAUAGAACUGCAGUGCUUGCUUUAAUUCACAUUAGACCUACAUUGCGAGUUUAUCAGACUGAUGGCUGGAUUCGAUUGAUGUGUUUGUCAUGUAAAUACGAAUCGUUUGAUGGACACCUGCAACGCCCAGAGUGCUACCGCAGGUCGCCCACUAUUGGUGCAAAAUUAGUCACAUGAUCUGUCACUAAACUGAUAUGAGCUCGGAUAGAACUUUGUGUGGUUUGACAUACUGCUUAGAGGUUGUAGGGGCACUGGGACCACACAUCAGCCUAUAUUGACCCUGCUUAAUCAAUUUUGCCUGGUCAGUCAACAAUGAAUUCCUACUUAGAUUAUACGAUUUAUAACCGUGAUGCUAACACUUAUAGUUCGAAGGUUGGGUGUUUUCCUAUGGAACAGGAAUACUUGCCAAGUCCUUGUACAAGUAGUACAAAUAGUUACAUUCCCGAGGGACGGCCAGUCGGAGGGAACACUUUUACACCGGCAACGCACGAAACUCACGGUACAGCUUAUGCACAACUUCAUUCGCAGCAAUACCACAUCAACGUGGAUAUGGGGAAAACUGGACAAACCAAUUUUGGCAAGCAAACCCGACCUUCUCACUCGGACUAUGGACAUCAACACAUUUUCACUCAAGCAGAUGACCACAUGCGUCUUCAGUCCCCUGCUUUUUCUGUCGUGAACAUGGGAGCCAACAUUGGAACAUACAGUGACUCUAACUGCAGGCCUGGCUCGGUCUCUGCAAGCCACUAUCAGUCCUAUCCCUAUGGAGAACAUGAACCACCACACGGCAAUGGUUCGUUCAGCAAGUACCACAUCUCCCCUGACAGUGACAGCGACUCCAAGACGAACAUCAAACAAGCGCCAACGUUUGACUGGAUGAAAGUCAAGAGAAACCCCCCUAAAACAGUUAAAGUCGACGAAUAUGGGAUCCACGGCCAGCAGAAUAUAAUACGCACCAAUUUCACCACCAAGCAGCUCACCGAACUUGAGAAGGAGUUCCACUUCAGCAAGUACCUGACCAGAGCACGCAGAGUAGAAGUGGCCGCCACCCUCGAAUUGAACGAAACGCAGGUUAAAAUUUGGUUUCAGAAUCGCAGAAUGAAACAGAAGAAGCGCGAGAAGGAAGGAACGGCGCCGGUAAUUAAGCGUGCGACUCUUUGCUCUUCUGGUCAAAGCGCAGAGACCUCAAACAGCUCAUCCCCGAGUGCUUCGCCUGCCUCAGACUCUUCCACUGCUGUUUGAUGAUUACCUGCCCUUGUGGCAAACGAACUGAUGUUUCAUCAUUGUGCUGUGGAGAACUAUUUAACUUAUUCUGCUUUCUUAGACAAAGCAUUAAAUAUGUGCUAGUGUAUGCAUGCGUGUUUUAUAUAUAGCGCAAAAUAAAUAAUUUUGCUGCAUUACAGCUACUGAAUUCGUGGUGCAAAAUGCAUUAACAGGGUAUAUGUCCAAAGCAAGAGGUUGUAAGGUGUUUUUUUUUUUUUUUGUCAUCAGGUUGAUAUCUUUUUUUUUUUGCACUAUACUGAUUCAUUCCUCUUUUGAAAGAGUAAAAAAAAAUAUUUGUAAAGACUGACAUGUUUAUGUAUUUAGAAAACAAUCUGUCCUGUGACGUUAUGACCAAUAAAUACAUUUUAUUUUUCUGAAACAUGUUUGUGGGUUUAAUCCGAUUUGAAUCAAUCUUUUAAUUAAAAGGCUCUUCAUGAUGUUGGCAUGAUUGUGUCCUUUGUCAAAAGAUGUUGCAAUACAAUGAAGCUCAUUUAAAUCAGUGUUGUUCUAGUCUGUAUAGUUUGACAAGAGGAAUGUUGCAUUAUACACCGGGUGGCUUCCUAUGACCUUUUCACCUUUUUGUGCCUACAGGCUCUCUAAACAUGUAAACACCCCUUGGUGCUCAGUAUAACACUCAGAUUCAAUGUUUCAGUUCUACUUGGCACAGAUAAUGCAGGUACACAAUGUAUUUGACUUUUAGCGGAGUAAGACCUUUUCUAACUCCAAGUUACAAGACCCCUUUUAGCAUCUCAUUUGUGUUUUCUUAGACAAGGCCAUCAAUAAGAGAAUGGAUUUGUAGAUUAUAUAAAUCUAUUUGGAAAUAAAACAAAUGGCCUCUGUAUGCAUAAA